Messenger RNA from Dicentrarchus labrax (European seabass), 1798 nucleotides. Its product is annotated as CD276 antigen-like. The record is from RefSeq and is a predicted model, not a curated record. Bases 158 to 727 code for a protein of 189 amino acids. The transcript is spliced from 4 exons. Lineage: Eukaryota; Metazoa; Chordata; Actinopteri; Moronidae.
UUUAGUCACAAUAUAGAUAAGUUUUUCCUACAACCGUCAUGUUUGAAGCAACUAAACACCGCCCACCACACUGGAAGUUAACACUGCUUGGCAGGUGUGCGGUUGAUGAGAAACCCGUCACUGUGUUGCUACCAGGAGCUGCUGUUACAUUCAUUUAAUGAUGGGAAUUUCUCCUCUAACUCUCUGCAGUGUUUUACUGUUUGUGGGAACUGUCACCGGAGAGCAUCAGGCAGUUUGUCCGAAUCCAACAAUGGAGGCAAAACAAGGCGAUGACGUCAUUCUACGUUGUUUUUUGGAGCCCGAGUUCAACUUGUCUGCUUCCACAGUGGAUUGGAGCAGAGUCGACCUCUACAAGCGACCUCCAGUCCACGUAUAUCGAAGUAAAAAGGACGAUCCUAGAGCACAGAUGGAUCGAUACAGAGACAGGACGACUCUCAACCACAAAGAGCUGAGCAGAGGAAACGCGGACCUGCUGAUCUCCUCAGUACAACCGUCUGACAGCGGGUCGUACGAAUGCUACAUCCCAAAACUGAAGGUUGGUUGCACCAUCGACCUCGCUGUCGAAAAAGAAAACCAGCAGAGCACAACUGGACCUCCAGAGGAAGACAGGGAACCUCACAGGAAAGUUCCCGUUGCUGCCGUUGCUGCUGGUCUUGUUGUUGUUGCUGCUGUUGUUGUUGGUCUGAUUGUUUUCCUGGUGAAACGUGGGAAGAUCCAGAUUGGUUAGAAGACACAAAAAGCAGAGACAACAAGCACCGAAAUGAACAACCUGAUGCCCCAAACAACAACAACAACAACAACAACAACAACAACAACAGACCAACACAAUGCUGCAGGAAACGUUCAGAGAGAGUCGGUGGUUGAUAUUGGCGAGUAAAGUCGUUGCUGAUCUUAAACUCUGAGUUAAUUUGGUCCAGAAGUGCCGUGUUGAGAAAACAGCAUCAGCUCAAAUCUUCCCCUAAUUCCAGCUCUUAUUGUUCAGAGGCACUUCUAUCAAAAGUAAACAGAAACGAUGUUUAAAAUGAGACCGAUCCAAAUGAGAAAGGAUGAAAUAAAGGGAGGAGUGUGGAGGGAACAUUUAGUCACAUGUUUCAAUCUCUGCCAGUGUUUAAUUCACUCUGAUAUUAGUCUUAAUGCUUCUGUCUCUCUGUUACCAACUUAUUCCAGCGCUCUUGUAUUUAAAACGCUCUUUCUUUACUCCUGUUCUCACAAUAUGAGCCCGACUGGAAGCAACUGGGAGCAAACUCAACAAUCACAAGUGAUUAAUAGAUUAUAAUGAUCAAUUAUCGUGCACAAGUUGUUUGGGUCUCCUUCAAUAUGCACAUUGUAAACAUUUCUCAGGUCCCAGAAUAAAUUAUUUGAAUAUAUCUAUAUUUAUAUGUCACUGUUAUUUAAUUGACUGGAGGUGACAGACGGUGAAAGAAAGUAUCUCUGAGACUGCGUCUGAUCAAAUUAGGGUUGAUUUCAUUUAAUUUAUUUAAGUUUAAAAACCACUGAGCUAAACAGUUUUAACUUUAUUGAUAAGGUUUUUAUGACUCAUCUCAACCAGUUCAGAUUACUGUAAUAAUGUCUUCGGCUGUUUAUUGAUUAUUGAUCAACCUGUUAGCCUCCCAACUACAAGCUAAAUUAAUUUAAUAAAGUAAAAUUAAACUUUUAAACCUGUUUACGGUCUGUAAAUGUUUAUGUUUAUGUUGUCAUAUUGUUGUUUAUGUGUGAUCUUUUGUACAAUGUCAGCAUUAUGAAACUUUCCCUAAAGCUUUAUAUCAAUAAAUCUAUAUUAAAUAUAUCUUUAAAUGAA